UCCUGGGCUCGUGGGCCUCCAGUGCGCAGGCGUACGCGCCUCCAGGCGCACGCGCAGUUCCUGCCCCAGGAACCCGGCAGCCACGGUGUGGGGCGCGCAGGCUACGCCGCCCGCUGCCGCUGUCACUAUGGCCCAUUACAAAGCCGCCGACUCGAAGCGGGAGCAGUUCCGGAGGUACCUAGAGAAGUCGGGAGUGCUGGACACGCUCACCAAAGUAUUGGUUGCCUUGUAUGAAGAACCAGAGAAACCCAAUAGUGCAUUGGAUUUUCUAAAGCAUCACUUAGGAGCUGCGACUCCAGAAAAUCCAGAAAUAGAGUUGCUUCGCCUGGAACUGGCAGAGAUGAAAGAGAAAUAUGAAGCUAUAGUAGAAGAAAACAAAAAACUGAAAGCAAAGCUUGCUCAGUAUGAACCACUUCAGGAGGAGAAGCGUGCUGAAUAGGAUUCUUCUCAGUUGAACAGGCACUGAAAACUGGCUUUGUACGAUUUGCAUAGUUUGUAUAGUAUAUAAUCAGUCUUUUAUGGACAGAUACUAUAGAACUCUUCUAAUAUGUUAAAUUCACUUAUCACAUUUAAUUGUUAUAAAAACACUUAGAAUCACUAAUAAAUAAACUUAAUAUAAUUUUCUUUGGCUCAUAAAGCAGGAAAAUCAAAAGUAAAUCCUGAGGAAUUCUAAAUACAGCCAUCUAAAUUGUUUUCAUUACCUUAAAA
This is a messenger RNA of Sarcophilus harrisii (Tasmanian devil), 708 nucleotides long. It is a transcript of the gene MYCBP, whose product is annotated as MYC binding protein. The transcript is spliced from 5 exons. Gene Ontology annotation, biological process: regulation of DNA-templated transcription. NCBI's taxonomy places the organism in Eukaryota, Metazoa, Chordata, Mammalia, Dasyuromorphia, Dasyuridae. The record is from RefSeq and is a predicted model, not a curated record. Bases 128 to 439 code for a protein of 103 amino acids. Gene Ontology annotation, molecular function: transcription coactivator activity. Gene Ontology annotation, cellular component: nucleus.